AUGGCCACCAAGUUGCAUAUAUUUACAGAGUUUACCAUGGCAUCAACUCCCACCUCUUCGUUCUCUGCUUCCUCCUCCACCAGCCUCUCCAUGGUCCGGAGACCUCUCACGAACGGCGGAGUGGGAGCUCUAAAAGUUGAAGUCAUUAGGGUUGCUUCUUCCUGUAAGCGACAUCUAUCGAGACAACGCGGAGGUGCUCUUCGUGCUCGUAUGAACCUUUUUGACCGGUUUUCUAGAGUUGUCAAGUCAUAUGCAAAUGCAAUCAUAAGUUCCUUCGGAGAUCCUGAGAAAAUAUUGGAGCAAGCAAUUCUUGAAAUGAAUAUUGACUUGACUAAGACGCGUCAGGCCACAGCACAAGUAUUGUCUUCCCAAAAACGUUUGGAAAAUAAGUGUAAAGCUGCGCAACAAGCUUCUGAGGACUGGUAUCGAAAAGCACAAUUAGCUCUUCAGAAAGGAGAGGAGGAUCUUGCACGUGGAGCUCUGAAGAGACGUAAAUCUUUUGAGGAUAAUGCUAAUUCUAUGAGAACUCAACUUGAUCAACAAAAAAGUGUUGUAGAUAUUAUUGUGGCUAAUACAAAGCUUUUAGAGAGCAAGAUACAAGAUGCAAGGUCGAAAAAAGAUACCCUCAAAGCACGCGCUCAGUCUGCAAAGACUGCUGUUAAAGUGAGUGAGAUGGUGGGGAAUGUCAAUACAAGUAGUGCCCUUUCCACUUUUGACAAGAUAGAAGAGAAAGUCUUAGCAAUGGAAUCCCAAGCAGAAGCUCUUGGCCAGCUAACUACAGAUGAUUUGGAAGGAAAGAAAGGAUAUCUUCCACCUGGAAGAACUAUUACUCCCAGAUCGAACAAGGCAUGUCCGUUCAAGGAUUCUGAAAUUGAAAUGUCGCUUAAGGAAAUGAGAAGGGAAGCACAGGACUUCAUACGAAGCAAAGAGUACUCACAAUGCAUACGGGAAGCACAGAACUUCAUACGAAGCAAAGAGUACUCACAAUGGAUACGGGAAGCACAGGACUUCAUACGAAGCAAAGAAGUACUUAGCAUCGAGACGGGAAGCACAGGACUUCAUACGAAGCAAUGUGUUUGCACAAUGGAUACGAGAAACACAGGAGAAAAGGCGGGGAAGUCCAUACAGCUCCUAUCAACGUUUCUCGGGGGUUUUGUAAUUGCUUUUCUCAAAGGAUGGCUUCUCACCUUGGUUCUACUAUUGUGUAUUCCUGCACUUGGCAUUUCUGGUGGACUCAUGUCUAUUAUCGUUUAA
Fragaria vesca subsp. vesca is the source of this 1254-nucleotide messenger RNA. Its product is annotated as membrane-associated 30 kDa protein, chloroplastic-like. The record is from RefSeq and is a predicted model, not a curated record. Gene Ontology annotation, biological process: thylakoid membrane organization. Gene Ontology annotation, cellular component: chloroplast. Lineage: Eukaryota; Viridiplantae; Streptophyta; Magnoliopsida; Rosales; Rosaceae. The coding region runs from base 1 to 1254 and encodes 417 amino acids. The transcript is spliced from 12 exons.